Paramecium octaurelia is the source of this 1522-nucleotide messenger RNA. The record is from the annotation of a GenBank genome assembly. NCBI's taxonomy places the organism in Eukaryota, Ciliophora, Oligohymenophorea, Peniculida, Parameciidae.
AUGGUUUUGUAUUGUGUUUUUAAAGAUACAUUUUAUUUUCUAAUUUUGGAGAGGGUUGAAUGUUCCCUAUUUAUUUAUGAUAUUCUACGGUCAGUAGUCAUGUGGAAGAGUUGAUGUGGUUAAUAUUGAGUUUAGGAUAUAAUUGUCAGUUUUUAUUUGAUUAAUAAAUGAGCGAAACAAAGUCAAAGGAGAGUUAAUAACAAUAGAAUUUGAUAAUUAUAGGAGGACAGUAUGCUUUGAAAAGUUGCAUCUAUCGAGGAGGGACUCAUAAUUUGUAUUUGGGUAAGAAUAUGUGAUAUAUGUUGGCAGCGGUGAACAAAUAGAAUCCAGGGAUUUACUUCGUCGUGCGAUUAGUAAUGUAAAUAAGAGUUUAAAUUUAUUGUUAGUUCAUUAAGCUGAUAGGCUAACACAAACAUAGAUAGCAUCUAGGAGGAGGAGAAACUGCUGAAGAAAUUGAAUGUUGGUAUAAAAAGUAAGUUAUUAAUUUAAGUGACAUUCAUGCCGACAGUAUUGGCUUCGGGAGAUGUGCGACUACACAAUAUAAACUACUAUUAUUAAGUAUUUGACAAAUAUGGACCAAGUUUGAAAUUGUGCUUCUAAUUUGCAAAUAAGAACUUCACUUUAGGGACAAUCUGUAUGAUAGGAAUAUAGAUGGUAACCUUGGAUUGAAUAUUGGUAGUUAAAUAUAUUGGAGAAGAUGCACGGUUAGUUCAUAGUACAUCGUAAUUUGAGGCCUAAGAAAAUAUUGACAGUACCUGGCAAAAAUGAAUUUGUCUUGAUCGACUUUUAACAAUGUAUUAAAUUCAAACACAAAAACGGAAAAUACAUAGGUCUGGGAUCAAAGUUCUCUAGUUAAACCAAGUUAACCAAAUUCUCAAGUUUAAAUUAGCAUUUGGGAUUGAGUAUUUCAAGUGUUGAUUAUGAUUUAAGCUGCCUCUCCAAAGGAUGACCUGGAAUCCUUGGGAUUUAUACUAAUGUACUUUUUGAGGAAUGGAGACAUGUUCAGAGUCAAAGAGAACGGAUCUAAAAGUAAACAAAUGGAAGAAUAAAAGUUGCGAAUGAUUCCAGAAAAAUUUUGUAAAGACAUGCCUAUUGAAUUCCUUCAAUACUUCCAAUUUGUGAGAUUGACAAAUGUGUAACAAUAUCCAUUAAGUGAUUACGAGUUCUUGAAGAAGCUAUUCAGAAACAUACUCCAACAACUCAAUAUAAAUGAGAAGGAGUUCUAAUAUGAUUGGGUACAAACACUUGUAAUUGUUAGUUGAAGAAGAUGAAUUUGCAAUCCCAAAAUCAACAAUAACCAAAGGAGGAUGGAUAAACCAAGAUAGUGAUCCAUGAUCCAUCAAACUUAGAAAGAAUCCAAGAGGUUUAAACAGAAUUGGAAAAGUCUUCAUUCAAAAGAGAUUAUUAUCGUAAUUCAUCAUCCCUAUGCAUAAAUGAUGAGGACGAUAAACAAUUUGAGAGUGUAAGUAACAAAAUGUUACAACUGCCAAAUCUGUACGAUGUGAUUAAACUAAAGCAUUGA